UAAUCCAAGGUGUGUUAAACGAAGUGAUUUAGAGGAAAGGAGGGAGCUCUCUGAGAAUGAAGACUUUAGCGAUUCUGAAUUGGAUGAUUCUGAGAGUUUGGGUAGCAUUGAUCUAAGCAGAUCAAAGGACAUUUCUGAAGAAGAAAACUUUGGUACGAAGUAUUAUUUCAGGAGGAAGAGGGAGCUGAUUCUCAAAGCUUUGGGGGAGGCCUGAAGAGUACGAUGGAACGACAGAAGGCAACUACAGUUGGGACUCAGGUUCUGUCUUUACUUGCAAGGGAGAUUAACUCCUUAGCCUAGGAAGAACAGGUUAUGGGUUUGGAAAGAAAAGACUCUACUGGAUUGGCUGUAAUGUAUCGCCUAAAGGCAGACAACAGUGGAAGACUAACUCAGUUGCGGAAGUUGACAAAUUGUUGAUCUCCUAUGAAAAAUCUCCUAAGCAGAUCACCACAGGAGAUAGGAUUAGACUUGCCUCCCUAUGCCGGUCCUGUUCCCUUGGAAGAAGCUCAUUUGGUUCCCAACAAUGGAGGUCAGUGCAAGCUAUUUGAAAGUCGAUGGACAAGAAGGGAUGGUUGGAUUAUAAAUUUUGCUUUGGACACUGGUGGAACUCCUGAGAGUGGGGGGCAAGACAGCAUCAACAAUGAAAGUCCUGGUCUUGGCCAGACUCGGCUGGGUAGGAUAGUAACUGCUGGUGGUAGACAGCUAUUGGAGAAGUUGAAUGCAGCUAGAAGGAAUUUUCCCAUGAAAGUUUUUCUCCUCCUGUUGGGUUUCUAUACUGCAAAUGCACUAGCUACCAUUCUAGGACAGACUGGUGACUGGGAUGUAUUGGUUGCUGGUGUUGUCGUUGCUGCCAUUGAGGGGAUUGGCAUGCUUAUGUACAGGAAUCCCCCCUCUUUAUCUACAGGGAGGUUGAAAUCCUUUGUUGUGAUGGUCAAUUACUGGAAAGCUGGUGUUUGCCUGGGUCUUUUUGUUGAUGCCUUCAAAUUAGGGAGUUAAAGCAGGAUUAUUUUUAGAACUUGCAUUUACAAGUUUAAUCUUCCAUGAUGCCUUAUAUAUGAAAGCUAGCUUUGCUUCAUUUCUUUCCUUUUCAUUUAGCUUUUAACCAUUUGUGGUAUAAACAAAAUAAUCAAAAUGUACUUUACCUGCCCAUUCUCUUCCUCUGUCAUAUGGAUAGCAAAAUUUGGUUUAAUCAAGCAAACUUCCUUUAACCUCCAAAACAUACACCACUGUUGAGGUUCUUCUCAUUUUUUUCCUUCUCUCUCUUCCUCUCUCUCUCUCUCUCUCUCUCUAUGGUGAUCUUUCUUACUCUUCUUUGGGAUAGCUUCUCUUUCUGGGCAUUUGAUUUAGCCAAAUUUUCUUUGUUUUCUCUGCGAUCCUUCUCUACUUUCCUUUUUGUGGGCAAUUGUUUAUUAGAUUGGUGUUAAAGCUCAGUCAAAUGUGAAGAUCUACCAUGAAUGUCUUAACCAGAUUGGCCAUGUAUCUUGGACUCUGGAUGUUAUGUUGUCAUUAGGACUUGGUUGAUGGAGCGUUGAAAGGCAUGAAGUUUGUAAAACAGAGGACACUUUAGGGAAUGUAAUUCAACAAGUAUGCACCAUGGCCAUGUAAAGGAACCAGUGCAUGCUUAGUAAUUGUUAUCCAUAUUGUGUUCACCAAACUACUUAAAGAAGAAGCCAAGAAUCAUUGUUUCUCUUGUAUACAGAUGAUUAGUUGCCUUAUAUUGAAAGAGUUCUGCAUUUAGAUACAUAAAUGGGGAGGGGGGCCUUUUUUCAUGGUGCACCAAAUUCAUGUCUGUCCUAUCUUAUGAUCCUUGACGUUGCAAUAUGUUUACCAUGAUAAAGUAUGAUGUUGUUUUCUUA
Molecule: messenger RNA, 1856 nt
Organism: Nelumbo nucifera (sacred lotus)
Lineage: Eukaryota; Viridiplantae; Streptophyta; Magnoliopsida; Proteales; Nelumbonaceae
Gene: NPQ7
Product: antigen receptor-like protein (DUF565)
Source: RefSeq, a predicted model, not a curated record